Molecule: messenger RNA, 4921 nt
Organism: Oreochromis niloticus (Nile tilapia)
Lineage: Eukaryota; Metazoa; Chordata; Actinopteri; Cichliformes; Cichlidae
Gene: tecpr2
Product: tectonin beta-propeller repeat containing 2
Exons: 27
Coding region: 231-4274 (1347 amino acids)
Molecular function (GO): protein binding
Source: RefSeq, a predicted model, not a curated record
GGCCUCCGUGGAAGCAGUCACGUAGGGCGAUGUCACCUGUCCGAUCCCCAACACCCAGCUGCAACAAAAACACCUGGAUCAACAUCUGCGCGGCCUCGUUCGCGGGGAGCUUUCGGUGAGAUGUCACGAUCUCCUUCACGCCGCCGGUGUUAGCCAGCGUGCUAACAGCGUUCGACACUGAUGCUAGCCCGGACACUUAUGUGAUCAGCUGAGUUCACCUGGGCAGUAACAUGGCUGCUCAGCUGGCCCCACAGUCUGUCCUGAGGGAGUUCUGCCCACUCUACUACCUGCUGAAUGCCAUCCCAGCCAAGGUGCAGCGGGGCUUCAGGUCAGUCCUGGUUUACCUGACAGCUUUGGACAGUAGCAGUGACUUCCUGGCUGUGGGCAGCAGCAUUGGUAUGCUCUACCUGUACUGCCGCCGGCUCGCACACCUGAACAAAUACAGCUUAGAGGGGAAGUAUGAUGCAAUCACAGCUGUGAAGCUGCUCAGCUGCUUUGAUGACCUGGUUGCUGUAGGAACCUCUUCAGGACGGGUUGCAGUCUUUCAGCUGGUAUCUCCGCUUCCUGGUCGCAACAAACAGCUGCGGCGUUUCAAUGUUGUCGGCCUCCAUAAAGGCUCUGUCACAGCGUUGGCGUGGAGCACAAACGGGAUGAAGCUUUUCUCCGGUGACGAUAAAGGACGAGUUGUGUUCACCUCUCUGGACCUGGACCAGGGGGUGUGUAAGCCUGUGUUGCUGCUGGAGGAGUCCUCAGGUGUGGUUCAGAUGGAGUAUAGUCACCAGGUGCUGCUGGUAUCAACGCAGCAGAGAUCCCUGCUAUACUGCACACAGAAACAGGAAGUGCUGCAGCUGGGCACCAAGCCCCGCAAGAGCAGUGGACGGUUCGGAGCCUGUUUCCUACCUGCUCUCUGUAAACAGAGUGACCUUCAGGUUUUUGCUGCUCGACCUGGACUUAGACUGUGGAGGUCUGACAUCAGAGGACAGGUGGAGGACACCCGGCUGCUCAAGCCCCUCUUUAACUCACAGAUACCUCAGUUUGAGUUGUUUCCUCGUCCUGACCCGAUUGGAGGGUACCGUCCAGCAGACCGCCAGCUCGGGCUGCUUCGUUGUUUCCUGAAAGAGGGCUGGAUCCUCAGUUGGAAUGAGUACAGCAUCUAUGUCCUGGACUGUCUGAACCAGCUGAUCUGUGUUCUUAAGGUGAUCAUUGGAGCUUUGGAGAGCAGCGGAGACAUUGUGUCUGUCUCCUGCUGUGACAACGAGAUCUUCGUCCUGAAAGGAGAUCGUGACAUCAUCCGCCUGUCCAAUAGCCCCGAGGGUCUUGCCUCCAACUUGUUGGACCUCUCUGUCUGUCUGUCCUCACCCUUGACCACACCCACCAUCCUCCGAUCAGUUGGAUCAGUGGAAAUUGCUCAGCCAAUAAGAACCAUGGCCAUCAUUACAGAGGGAGGGGGAAGAGAGGAUGGCGAAGGAGAGGAGGGCGGACAGGAGAAAGCAGAGGAAGAAGAGGAGGGAGGAGUGGAGGAAGUGGAGGUGGCAGAGGAGGAGCAGCAGCUGGAGGUGACUGAGCUUGGCCAGCUGUCCGGUUUGUUCGCAAGUAGUUCUCGAAGCCGCAGCAGUUCCGUCACUUCAUGGGAUGGUCUCCAUGGAAACGCUCCAGCGAGCAGUUCUUGCGAGCUGACAUCCAGACGUUACAGCGCCCCCCUGGGUCAGGAGCAGAUGCAACAGGAGCUGGUGGUAAAGCCCAUCAGAGUGAAGAAGAAAAAGAGGCGACGACAAGACAGCGGCGGUGCGACUCGCGUCUCUGAGAGCAGCUGUUCAGACUCCAUGUUUGUAGUUCAGGACGGGAGUGUCAGUGACGGAGGAAGCGGAACUCCUCUGAGCGACCGGGCCUCCCUCGUUGGAGUGGACUUUCAGAACGAGAACUCUCCAGAACACCACCCAAAUCAGGGCCCCUGGAAGACGAAAGUCUCAGAGAGAGGCAUGAAGGAAGAAGAGGAGGUGGAGGCUUCUUCCCACCAGACUGGCUCCCUGCUCCUCCUAGGCCUGGAGAACCAGCCGGACCCUGGUGCUGAGGUCGUACCGCCAACACCUGAUGUGGAUCUGCUGCUGGAGUGCACCUUCUCCUACAUGCAGAACACUGAGGAAGCAGAGGAGUUUCCAGAUCGUCAGCCGGUGGAGGCGGACGAGUUUCUUAGCCCUCUGAUUGGGCCGGAGGAGGAGGAGGACGAUGUCCUGGCCCCCUCUGCUGGUAUGACAGACCAAAUGUUCCACUCUACCGUGUCCAAUUUGGACAGGAAGCACAGUUUGCCCAGCGAUGAAGACGAUGACAUUUACAGCCACACGCUGCCCCCUGCUGGUAAUGCUGUGGACACCCUCACCUGCCUGACCAAUCCAACGGAGAAUUCGCAAGACCAGGAUGGCCAGGAGAGAGACCGGCUCAAACCUGAGCAGUUGGCGGAAAGCUGGAUGGGGUACUCAGGACCAGGAUGUGGGAUACUGAGCCUGCAGGUGACGGACAGGUAUGUGUGGUGUCUGGACUUUAAAGGUGGGCUGUUCUGCAGCCCUCUGCCUGAAACUGGACUCACUUGGCAGCGCUUUGAGGAUAACGUCCACCAGAUGGCAUUAUCGCCUUCAGGUAACCUGUUGUGGAAGGUGGAGCAGAAGAGCCUGACGGCGUUCGCGUGUGCAAAGUUUUCGGCGAAAGGAAAACGUCACUGGUACAAAGCUGUGGAGCAGGCGGCGUUCGUCGCUCUGAGUGAUGACUCUGCCUGGAUCAUCAGGACCAAUGGGGAUCUCUUCCUGCAGACAGGUCUAAGCGUGGAGCGGCCCUGCGCUCGCUCCAUCAAGGUGGAGACCCCCUGCGUGUUCAGCCAGGUGUGUGUGCGGGCAGGUGUGGUGUGGGCCCUGAGCGAGCACCAAGCUUUAUUCUACCGAGAAGGCCUGAACAGCUACUGCAGCGAGGGUGAGGGCUGGAAGUACGACACCGUCAGUGAGGCUCAGGGUCUGGAGCUGAUGUGCGUCGCCCUGGGAGAUGGUGGGACGGCAUGGGCUCUGGAUGCCAGCGGCAGCCUGUGGUUUCGGACUGGCGUGUGCUUGUCCAGACCGCAGGGAGAGGACGAUCACUGGUGGCAGAUCAGCAUCUCGGACUACGUGGUCUUCGAUCAGGGCAGUCUGUUCCAGACCCUGCUGCAGGCCACGCAGAGUGUUGCCACAGUAACCAGAGCACCUGUGGAGCGCGUUGUGGCCUUCCUGUCACAGUACUCCCAGUGCCAGCCGAGCCUGGUCAGCGCUAAUGCCAGCGGCGUCUGGGUGGCCUCAGGGCGGAACCAGCUUCACCUGGCACGCGGCAGCCUCGUGGGAACUUUCUGGCAGAACGUCGUUCCCAGAGGAACCGUCUCUGCCACCAGGUGGACCUUCAUCACAUCUUCAGCGGUGCCUCACAGAGAAGGUACCUUCCUGUGGCUGGCUCAGAGCAGGAAGGACUUGUUCUGUGUUUGGGAUCAGGAUGGAGAGCUCCGCCCCUCGUCAGUCCUUUUACCACCUGAGGUGGAGCUGACUCACCUGUCCGCCUGCCGGGAUGCUCUGUGGGGGCUGGACACGCACGGCCGGGUCAGCAUUCGGACUCUGUCCCCGUCCUGCCCUGCCGGACUGCAUUGGACCCCCCUGGACCUGAGCCAACUCGGAAGUGUGCGUCUGGUGAGCGUGAGCUGUGGCAGUCAGAACGUCUGGGCCGUGGACAGCCGAGGAGUCGUUUACUUCAGAGUCGGGACGCAGCCGCUCAAUCCCAGCAUGAUGCUGCCGGCCUGGAUCCAGAUUGAACCACCUGUACAGCCGAUCGGAGUGCAGCUGAUGAGCAUUCAGACGAGUCCUAAUGACAGGCUCCUCUGGGCGCUCGACAACAGAGGAAGCGUCUUUGUCAGGACCGGGCUCAGCGACGAGAUGCCCGUGGGGACAGAGUGGGAGCUGGUUCCAGGUCUGGCUGUGAGUCAGCUAGUCCUCAGCUGUCGGACUGCGUGGGUUCGUUGCGUAAAUGGAGAUCUGGCUCGCCGCUACGGCGUCUCUGAACGAAACCCAGCCGGAGAUUACUGGAAGAAGAUCCCUGGGAAUGCCAGCUGGUUCACUGUCACUCCAGAGGAUGAGUUGUGGGCAGUGACUCAACUUGGUGGAUUGUCCCAUCGGCUGACGAAACUCCUCCCACAGACGCCCCUCAGACCCCCUCCCUCAAGCCCCGCUCUUGGAGGGGAUGAUGUUGAUGACGAAUGGGAGCUCAUCUAACCUGUGACAUCACAGCGUCGCCUGACAGAGUGCUGUGACACAUCAGUGACAUCACUUCCUCUUCCUUAGGGACAGACAGGAUGUGACAUCAUAUCUGGGCUUCCUGUGAUGGCUGCCACUCAGGUAGGCCAGGGUGUUGCUGGGAAAUGAAGUGAAUGUUUUAUUUAGGUUUUAACAGGAAGCACUUUAACUGCAGAAGGGAGGGGCAGGGUGCCCCCUGAGAUCAGUCCUGAUUGGAUCUAUUCUACUUGGUUCUUUUUUAACUUAUUCUAACGGGGUCAUUGUAAAUAGAGAUGUUAAAGGGAUGUGUCACUGACUUGAAGCAGCUCCACUUUCUUCCUCUGAGGCUCAUUAAAAGUCAUAGUUACCAUGGUAUAGACAGGAGCUCCGCCCACUAACACAGCAGCAUGAAAACAUGUAAAAAUCUCCCGGAGACUGAAUCAAAACCAGAAAUCGGGACUCUAAUGGACAGCAGUGGAGUUCUGGUGUUGGCCCAGGUGUCUAGUGGACCUUUAAGCACCGCCUGAUUGUCUCUGACAGUGUUGAGCAGCUGUGAUGUCAUCCUGUGUAGACUGAUUGGACAGAGUCAGUGUAAACUCACCUGUUGUGUUUCAUCCAUUAACUUAAUAAACACAUUUAAACACUGA